Venustampulla echinocandica is the source of this 921-nucleotide messenger RNA. RefSeq lists its product as uncharacterized. Lineage: Eukaryota; Fungi; Ascomycota; Leotiomycetes; Helotiales; Pleuroascaceae. The record is from RefSeq and is a predicted model, not a curated record. The transcript is spliced from 2 exons. The coding region runs from base 1 to 921 and encodes 306 amino acids.
AUGCGCCCAGCAGCAUCUCUGGGAGCAGCAUCAAUGAGCGGCGCGGCCUUUGAUUUCGAUGUAGACGACUACAUCAACCGUUUCGUGCCUCGCUCAAGGCUCUACCUCCUUCCCACGCCCGUCUCAUGGCUGCUGGGCUACCGGGCGAAGCCCAGCCCUCGCCCGCCCAUUGGGAGUCUGCUGGUCUGGUGCUGGUCCUGUCUCGGCGCCUUCUGUGGGCUCAUGGUGGUUGAAGCAGUAUUUCGCACCAAGGCCAUACAGUUCCAUGGCGUGCCCGUGGUCAUUGCAAGCUUUGGAGCAACCGCCAUCCUGGAAUACCACACCAUCGAUUCCCCCCUCGCCCAGCCGCGCAAUGUCAUCCUCGGCCAGACCUUCGCCGCCAUCAUCGGCGUCAGCAUCACCAAGCUCUUCCACCUGAACGCGAAUUUCGAAGAAUUGCGCUGGAUCGCGGGCGCCCUCGCCGUGGGGAUAUCUUCUGCGUUCAUGGGCCUGACCAAGACCGUUCACCCACCCGCCGGCGCCACAGCCCUUCUCGCGGCCACCACGCCAGAUAUUACCGUCCUGGGCUGGAUGCUGGUACCUCUGGUCCUCCUCGGAAGCACCCUGAUGGUGGCAGUUGCCUGCGUGCUGAACAACAUCCAGAGACAGUUCCCUACAUACUGGUGGACUCCCCUAGACCUCGGCACCGCCCGCCCCAACGACACUAUUGAGGAGCUAGAGGGCGUGAGGAGCAACGGACACGGCGACAUCUACUGCACUCAUGACAAGGCAUCUCUCAUGAUUAACGAUGUGGGUAUUUUCGUUCCCGAGUGGCUUUCUUUGGGUACGGAGGAGAGAGCAGUCUUGGAGAUUCUACGAUCGAGACUGAAGCACCAGCCACGGCCGUCUACCAGUAGCGAUACCGAUGGAGGCGUGCGAUGA